AAUAGCGAUUAUGAUGCUGAUUGGACGUGGGUGAGCAAGAUGGCGGCGCCCAGAGGCAGGGCCGUUCGCCGAGCCGCGGGAGUGAGGGGAAGGCGGCUGUCCCUCCAGCCGCGUCCCUGCGCCCCUGUCGGGAGCGGGAGACGGGCCCAGAGCCAUUAUAUACUCUGUAGGGUUACACAGGGGAUUCCGUGGGGUUCUGCCCUCCUCUCUUUGGGGCCCACUGAUCCCGGCGGGGGCGAUUCUUUGGGCGGCGGGGGGCACUGAUCCCGGCCGGGGGGUUCCUUGCGUAGCCUAUUAAUCCUGGCGGAGGGCUCUGGGGGGGCCGUUGAUCCUAGCAGGAGGGCUCUUGGGGGGCGGCGUUGACCCCGGUUGGGGGGCUUUUGGGGGUGGGCAUUGAUCCCAGCCUGGGGCUCUUGGGGGGAGGGGCGGGCAUUGAUCCCGGGGGGCGGUCCCGAGUCGUGAGGAGCCCAGGUCUUUAACAGGGCCGGGUCGUCCCCAUCUUGCGGUUGCUCGCUGCCUCCCCAGAAUGUGGCGCAGUUGUCAGCGGCUGUUCUGCGCCAGGCCGCCCCAGGCCCCACGGCUGUGCCCGGCCCCCCUUGCUGGGGGCCCGAGCCUUUCACUGCCGGGCACGGCACGGACCUACACGCCACCAACAGAAAGGAAGAGGUUUUACCAGAACGUUAGCAUCUCCCAAGGCGAAGGUGGCUUUGAAAUAAACCUGGACCACAGGAAGCUGAAAACGCCCCAGGCCAAACUCUUCACUGUCCCCAGUGAGGCCCUGGCUAUUGCUGUUGCUACAGAAUGGGAUUCCCAGCAGGACACCAUCAAGUCCUACACCAUGCAUCUGACCACAUUGUGCAACACAGCUUUGGACAACCCAUCUCAGCGAAACAAAGAUCAGAUAAUCAGAGCAGCUGUAAAGUUCCUGGAGACAGAUACUAUCUGCUACAGGGUGGAGGAGCCAGCCGGCCUAGUAGAACUGCAGAAGAAUGAGUGGGAUCCCAUGAUCGAGUGGGCUGAGAAAAGGUACAACGUGGAGAUCGGCUCCUCUACUAGCAUCAUGGGACCAAACAUCCCAGCCAGGACCAAAGACACUUUCACCAGCCAUUUGGCAUCUUACAACAUGUGGGCACUGCAAGGUAUAGAAUAUGUGAUCACACAAUUGAAAUCUCUGAUUCUGUCCAUGGGACUGAUUGACAGACACAUUCCGGUCGAAAAAGCUGUGCUGUUGUCUCGCCUGGAGGAAGAAUUCCAGAUCCAGCAUUGGGGCAACGUGGAGUGGGCCCACGACUAUGACCUGUACGAGCUGCGUGCCCGCACGGCCGCUGGGACCCUCUUUGCUCACCUUUGUUCAGAGAGCUCAACUGUAAAACACAAGCUGCUUCAGGACUGAGGCUCUGGGGAGUGACGCGUUAGGCAGAGCCAGAGAAUGCCCAGUACAGAUUACAAAUGCAGCCUGGUGAAUUGGAGCCAUUGGCUGGCAAUCAGCGCCUACCAGCGUGGUGACUUAGCACGGAGAGGGCCAUGACUUUAUAGUGAUUCCUAGCGGAGGCAUUUCUUCCCUAGCUUGGCUAGUGCUGGGGGGUGCCAGUGACUCUCAGCAGCCCUGACUUUUGUUACAAAGGCAGUACAGUCUGAGUUCCCUUCAGCCCCAAUUCAAUGCCGUGUCCCUGGCUGUAGCUCAGCCAGUGUUUAUGAUCACUCAGAAGGGUCUACAUUCUAGCUAGUCUACAUUCUACCCUCCAAGGCUCCCAGCCGUGGGACCAGAACCCCAGCAAAAGGGCUUCGGUAAGGCAAGGCAAACACUCUAGCAUAGGUCCCAUCUUGGCAUCUGCCUGCCCAUGGCCCACGUUUGUUGCUAAAAUCCAAAGUCAUAUCUUUGGAGACAAGACCCAGCUGUACCUGUUCCUCACGCAGUAAUGUGCUUCUGCCCCUGUGCAAAGCUGGGCUCAAUCCCAGUUUGAUUAAAGGCGUCUCUUGCUAGAUACUGGAA
Messenger RNA from Chelonia mydas (Green sea turtle), 1993 nucleotides. RefSeq names its product ATP synthase mitochondrial F1 complex assembly factor 2 (gene ATPAF2). The record is from RefSeq and is a predicted model, not a curated record. Gene Ontology annotation, cellular component: mitochondrion. Lineage: Eukaryota; Metazoa; Chordata; Testudines; Cheloniidae. The transcript has 8 exons. Bases 527 to 1393 code for a protein of 288 amino acids. Gene Ontology annotation, biological process: mitochondrial proton-transporting ATP synthase complex assembly.